Messenger RNA from Pocillopora damicornis (cauliflower coral), 1766 nucleotides. RefSeq names its product tetratricopeptide repeat protein 39B-like. Gene Ontology annotation, molecular function: protein binding. Lineage: Eukaryota; Metazoa; Cnidaria; Anthozoa; Scleractinia; Pocilloporidae. The record is from RefSeq and is a predicted model, not a curated record.
AUGAAUACUCCAGGAGUCCUGGAUAAAGAAUCAAAGGACCUAGUUAAGGAUUUCUACUUGGCUCCUUUCGCAUGCGCAGAAGUUGGCUUUCUGUACCUAGAGGAGGGAGAUCUGGAUCAAGCCAAAGAAUACCUCAAUAAAACAAGGAAAGACUACGAAAACCAUUUGUUACAAAGCAGACUUCACUUCAGAAUCCACUCAGCGCUUCAAGAAAUCAAACACAGACGCAAGCAGGCGAAAGAAGCAGCUAAAAUGGAAAAAAAGCAAUCCAAACGCUCCAAGAAUGGUGUCACUAACAAUAAUUCCUCAAUAGACGAGGAUUCUAUCAGCAUCUCUCUCGGUGGAUCCGAGAGUCUCUCGCGCCAGGACUCCAACUCGUCCUUUGAGACAGCUCCUGAAUAUUCAUCGGAAGAUGACAGGGACCUGGGAGACAUGGAACGGGAUAGCAGUCCUAAAGAGAAUGUUGUUUUGGAAACCACAGUGUGAAAAUUUUCCGUCUCUUUAAGUUAUUUAAAUUUCCUUUAGUAUCUUUUACGUGGUGUUACAGGAUGAUAAAAAAGCCUCGGUAAUAAAUUUAUUAGUUGUUAAAAAACCUAGAUAGAGCCAUGCCAAGUCCACUCCAAUGAAGCCAAUGAAGUGAUAUUUUGUUUUCUAAAGGUGUUAUUUCUAUUUUUUUUGUUUUUUUUGUUUUUUUGUUUUUGUUUGUUUCCCUUCACCAGAGCUUCAUUUUCGUGGACAUGAACGGAGUCUACUUCCCUAAUUUUAUAUACGUUUUUUUUUUCUAAAAAGGCUGUAUUUUUUUUCUGUGUAUGUUAGUGUUAAGUGAGGAAAGCCGUUUCUUCGACAAGCCGAGUUGAUUAUUACAUUAGGCACAGCAUUUUGUUUACUUUGGGGGUUAGGGGUAGCCUCUGUAGCGAGUAAAAAAUAAGUAAUUUUUUGUGACUCGUGAUCUUCACGAGCGCUUUUAACAAAAUGAGUUUGUCAGGGGAGGCGGGGCUCGGGUUGAUAAUUUGAAGGAAUGUGUCAACGGAUCUUCACGAGAAGCUAAUAGAGGAAAGCUCAAUCCGAAGAGUAAAAUAUCCCUGCAAAGAUCAUCUCGCGUGGCGUUAUAUUAUCGAGAUAUGACUCGGUCUUCGGCCAAUGAGAUCGUUUGCAUCAGUUUCUAUAAUCACUUGAGCAAUGAUCUCGCUCUUUUAAUGUCAAUUUACAAAGGGAAGUAGUUUGGUGUGUAUAAUUUCCCUCAGAAGUCUAAAGUUAACCUCCUCAAAUAGUUGGGAAUUUGAACGAAUUAUAGAUUUUAUUUAUUCUGUCCGUUCUUAUAUUGCGUUGCUUCUAACCGAAAUGUUCAUUUUAAAUUUAUUUAUUUUUAAGCCAGAGAUAUUCUAAAUUAACAACAAGAAAAAUAAAACUCUAUCUGUACAUACGUCGCGUGAAGCGAAAUUGUGUUAUUACAAUCACCCACUGUGGUGAAAUCAGAAAAGCUUUAAUCUUUCAUCGAGCAGUUUUUUAGUCAGUUACGUUAUAUUUUUGUGUGCAUGCAGACUUAUUUUCCACCAAGUAAUUUUUAAGAUUUUAGGGUUAAAAUGGAUGCUUCGAGAUGAAGAAAUUUCUGAUUUUUCCAACGCGCGCAGCGGAAAAUAAUAGCAAAGGAACUGUGGAUUAACUUACUUUACAUCGUUCUUAGAAAGUUUUAGAUCUGGCUUAUUUAGAUAGGAGAAGUUUGUAUCACAUUUGCUUAGAGUUUAUAGGAAUAAAAAGAAAAAGCU